Messenger RNA from Cyprinodon tularosa, 2502 nucleotides. RefSeq names its product poly(A) binding protein interacting protein 2B (gene paip2b). NCBI's taxonomy places the organism in Eukaryota, Metazoa, Chordata, Actinopteri, Cyprinodontiformes, Cyprinodontidae. Gene Ontology annotation, cellular component: cytoplasm. Gene Ontology annotation, biological process: negative regulation of translational initiation. Gene Ontology annotation, molecular function: mRNA regulatory element binding translation repressor activity. Bases 286 to 681 code for a protein of 131 amino acids. The record is from RefSeq and is a predicted model, not a curated record. The transcript is spliced from 4 exons.
UGAAAGGUGCAACUGGACGAGCGGGCUACGACACUGUUGUUUUCCUCUCAACGGUUAGGCCGAAUCUAGCGAUUUUAACGUGUUUUAGCAGGUUAAAAAGAGCGAAAGGACACAGGAUACGAUAGUUAAAUUAGGUCGUCAGAGUAAACUGGAUACAUUUCUUCACUGCGUGGGUUUUUAGACCCUGAAAGGACCGUUUUGACCUCCGUCCCUCCUCUCCUGACAGCUGUGUUUGCGGCGUGGAGUGCCGCCGUUUUACGCUUAAAGUUCAGCGAGCCAGCUGAGAUGAGCGGUCCCGAGGUCGCCAACACACCGGGAGGCGGAGCGCCAGGAAAGGAAGGAAAAGAGCCGGUGGCCAAUGGGCAUGCAGGUGACAGUCCUGACGCCAACCCGUUUGCUGAGUACAUGUGGAUGGAGAAUGAAGAGGAGUAUAACAGACAGGUGGAAGAGGAGCUGCUGGAGCAGGAGUUCUUGGAGCGUUGCUUCCAGGAAAUGCUGGAAGAGGAAGACCAGGACUGGUUCAUCCCUUCGCGUGACCUCAACAACCAGGGAGUCGGCCAGCUGCAGCAGCAACUCAACGGGCUGUCGGUCAGCGACCAUCACAGCAACGUGGAGGAGGUUGCGAGGAAGAGCAUCUUAAAUCCAGAGGCGAAGGAAUUCGUGCCAGGAAUGAAAUACUAGAAGUCCCCCUCACCCCCAUGGGGCCUCCAUGCACUCAUGAGCCCUUGCACAUCCAGAGACUCUUACGGCCCUGGCCGCACACAUUCUUAUUGUUCCACACACACACACACACACACACAUACAAACACACACAUUUAAAGUCAGUGGCGUGCCGGCAGGCCCAGUUGGGGGGUGGGGGGAUUUCUUUUCCUUUUCUUUCUUUUUCCUAUUUGAUCUUUUUGUUUUCAGCUUGUUUUGUUUUGUUUCUUGUAAACUGAGGGGCACUGGCCUCAGAUCAGGGGUGUGGUACCAGCACCUCCCUCCUGCUAACGCUAGCUCAUCGCUUAUUUCACAUGUUAUAGAUUGCCGUUUACAGAGCAGGCAGGGCACACUGUAGUUUCCUGGAAACUGGCAGCUACCUGAAGCGACACCAGGUCAAAACUUUAAUUGAAAAAAAGCUUUACGGAAAUGUUAAAUAUGUUCCAAUCAACAUUAACUGCUUUUCUUUCUUUCUUUUUUUUUUUUUUUAUGGGCAAAACCAUUUUCAGUAGGAAGAGGGUUUAAGCAGCAAACAAGCUAGAAAAACGACAAGAAUUUCAGGAAACUCCGGUAAAGUUCUGCACCUGCUUUGUAAAGCAGUCAGUCAUUUAAAGUGAUGAAAGCUGAGCACCGGCUCUGUUUCAAAACAAAUAAAGACCCCCUUCUCUCUCCCCGCCCACCUGGCAGUUCAUUUAGUUAUCAGAGCAGACAUGGACAGCUGUAAUCGUGGAUGACAGAUUAUUUUUUAGAUUUUUAUAUGGAUAUCCAGGUUUAUCUUUUUGUCCAAUGUAGAAGAGCCGAGGUGGUUAACGUCUAAAUCAGGCAUCAAGUUGAGUUUAUUGAAAGGAAGAAAAAAAUCUAGAUUGUUAUAGUUUAUUUUGCUGACGGCUUCAUGCUUGGUUUCAGAUUGGGUUCUUCUGGGGACCAGUUUUGUUACGCUGGGGGACUGGUUUGAUUUGAAACGCAGCAGCUGCCUCUUUCCGUUGGACCGCCUCAGUUACUCAGAUUUAGAGUCCGUAUCCAGAUCAGGCUCUCAGAUAAUUUUGUCUCCUUAUUUUAUUUUUCUUUCUUCUCCAUUCAUGUGUUUGAGGAUGAGCUGUUGGUCCCUACUGUGGUCUCCAAUAUGUCCUGUUAAAGAUAAACAUAUGAUGCAUCCAGGCCAUUCUUUUUAUUCCUAUUGGAUAAGGACAUAUUCAGUUCUAUAUAUAUAUAAAAUUUUUUUUUUUUUCUGGGUGAAGUUCUACUUUUAGACCAGAACUCUGUGUGUAUCAGGGUUUUAUUUUCCUUCUAGAUUUCAGGCUUUCAAUAUAAAAUCAGUGAAACUGUGAGGAAUAUACUUUGAGAAAUUCCAGUUCCAGUCAGCAGUAAUAUUUUCCUUUUUUUUUUUUUUAUCCGUCAUGUAAGCUUUAAAAUGCAGCAGCAGUAUUAUUGUUCAAAAGCCUCUGAUUAUUUUAUUCCCGGGUUAGCAAAUCAUCCAGGAAGCAGUUGGUGCUGUCACCGCCUCUCUGGCUUUAAACCAAGCAGCAGCAGAGACACAGGAGUUACGCUUUUCAAGGAGAACUUCCUCACAGUGUUGGACCACCGUAACCAUGGCACCCUGGGGAAUGGAGAAGCCAGUGGGGACCGUCCGCCAGGUGGAUCGCAUAACAUAAAAUCAUUUUUGGAGAUCUAUUUUUUUUUUGUCUGUUAGAUGACAGAAGCUGUUUUAAAAAAAGAAAAGGAAAAAAAAAAUCUGAAGACACAGUAUGGAUUCAAUAGAGUUAAAAAUGAUGAAAAAAGACAAAUAAAGAUGUUAAAGACAAA